Molecule: messenger RNA, 549 nt
Organism: Spirodela intermedia
Lineage: Eukaryota; Viridiplantae; Streptophyta; Magnoliopsida; Alismatales; Araceae
Source: the annotation of a GenBank genome assembly
AUGGCUGGUCUUCUGGGGAGGCGGUGCAUGCUGGUUGGGGUGGUGAUGGCUCUGCUGAUGGCAUCUGGUAAGCCUAUUCUCCUCCCCCCACCCCUCCUCCCCUUCUGAUUCAGAGUGGUAGAUGAUCGGACAAGAUGAACAACCAUAUCUCCUAAUUACCAUCAUAACCAUAUAAACUAGUUCAUCAAAAUCGGACAAGGUGAAUAAAUAUAUCCCCUAAUACCCAUCACUAUCAUAUAAACUAGUUCCUCAUAAUCAUUAAUGGGUUAAGUUCUCUUGGGAUCUACAGAUGGCAGAGCGGCGGCAGCGGAGCUGAUGAUCAGGGAGGAGCCUGAGCUGAGAAAUUCUAUUGGCAUGACAAGGAGGAUGUACGCGGAUGGAGGGAGCGAUGAGGCCCACUUGGUUGGCGGCGGGCUGGACGUGCCAGACACCGCCGUGGAGCUGGCAGCGGAGGCGCCGGCGCCGUCCAGUGCAGCGUGCAGCCGCCUGCCAUGGAUGAUGUGGGUGGUGGUGGGGUUGGCCUCCUCCAUGGGACCUUUCCUCGGCUAG